UUCCCCCAAUUGCUCCCUUUACACCAAUACAUCCCUCCAAAACAAAUCAUCCCACAAGGCCAACAAAAUGGGAUUGAGAAUUGUUGUCGUUGGCGCAGGGCUUAUUGGGCCCCGACAUGCCAAAUCUGUCCUGUCCAAUCCACACACAGAACUUGUGGCACUUAUCGAUCCGCUUCCAAAUGCAGCCAGCGUGGCGCAGGACCUGCAAACGAGCUAUUAUCCAACUGUCGAAGCCAUGCUACAGGCCAUUCCAAAGCCCGACGCAGCCAUCGUAUGCACGCCAAACCACACCCACGUUUCCGUGUCGCGGGGACUCCUAGCCAGCGGUAUCCACGUCCUGGUCGAGAAACCAGUCAGUGACAGCAUAGAUAAUGGCGUAGCAUUGCUCCAAUUCGCGCAGCAACCGGAGAAUACCCAUCUCAAGCUCCUGGUGGGACACCACCGUCGAUUCAACCCGUAUGUCCUCAAGACGAAGCAGUUGGUGGAUUCCGGAUCUCUGGGUCAGGUCAUCGCCAUCAAUGGUCUGUGGACAUUGUUCAAGCCGGAACGAUAUUUUGCGCCUCCAGGCGACUGGCGUCGGGCUCGGUCAUCGGGCGGUGUGGUUCUGAUUAACCUCGUCCAUGACAUUGACAUCAUGCAUUACUUGUUCGGCCCGAUUGUGCGUAUUCACGCUGAGAAGACCCUCGCACAGCGCCCUAACCCCCCUCACGAGGCGGAGGAGGGUGCGGCACUCACCCUUCGGUUUGCUUCGGGUGUUAUCGGUACCUUCCUCGUCUGUGAUGCGACCCCAUCUCCGCAUAAUUUCGAAACGGGCACCGGCGAGAAUCCGCUCAUCCCUAAGUGUCCAUCUGGUGCGGACUUUUACCGCAUUUUUGGCUCCAAUGCCUCUCUUAGUGUCCCGGAUAUGACGCGCUGGAGCUACGAUGGCCGCUCUAACAAGAGCUGGAACCAACCAUUGACGAUGGAGAAGUUCGACGUGGAAGAAGCGACGCCGUUUGAUUUGCAGCUCGCCCAUUUUGUCGAUGUCAUCCAGGGCAAAGCGGAGCCCAGUUGCUCCGGUAAAGAGGGCCUGAGGGCCUUACUUGUGUGUCAGGCUGUGCAAAAGGCGCUAGAGACAGGACAGACAGUUGAACUGGACCAAAGUGUUCUUAAAGCGAACCGCUGA
Molecule: messenger RNA, 1165 nt
Organism: Aspergillus alliaceus
Lineage: Eukaryota; Fungi; Ascomycota; Eurotiomycetes; Eurotiales; Aspergillaceae
Product: Gfo/Idh/MocA family protein
Exons: 1
Coding region: 68-1165 (365 amino acids)
Molecular function (GO): nucleotide binding
Source: RefSeq, a predicted model, not a curated record